AAAGUUCGAGCCGCGCACGUGAAUAAUUUGUUUAUUUGUAUAUAGCAGUAUAUAGUAUUUAUGACAGUAUCUCCUCAUGUGUAGCUUGGCUCUGCGGAUCUUUAAACGCUUGGCGUUGCUUCGACAAUCUAUUUACCUGUCCAUGUAUUCCAGGUUUCACGAACCGAGAUUACUGGGUGUUACAGCCGAAGUGAAGACUUGCUUUGUGCGCUCGUUGUUUGCUAGGCACAAGAUGCACAUAGCGAUGCUGGACGAAGAAAAGUUGAGGGACGUGGAUAUUCAUAUGCAACAGGAAGCUAUCUCGCUAUCCUGGCUGUGCACUGUGGCUCCCGCCUUCCCAGUGAAUGGCUCCAAGAUAACCAUAAUUCACGAGCCAGAAACGUUUUACUCCACUCUGCUGGAAAAAUGCAGGCACGCCAAGAAGAGAAUCACAUUAGCCUCGUUGUACAUAGGUACUGGUGCCUUAGAGACCGAACUAGUCAACGUGAUAGAGCAAGCGAUGAACGGUGGCACUGUGCAAGUGCGGAUUCUGAUGGAUUACAUGAGGGGUUCCCGUGGUAAGCACAACUCCCGCAAGAUGCUAGAGCCAUUGCUGAAGGACAAGUACGGAGAUCGCUGCAAGGUCUUCCUGUAUCACACACCGAAACUACGCGGCGUCAUGAAGGCGACAAUGCCCGAACGCUUCAACGAGCUCGUCGGCUUGCAACACAUGAAGCUAUAUAUGAUUGAUGACGACUUGAUCAUUAGUGGGGCGAACCUUAGCAACGACUAUUUCACGAAUCGGCAGGACCGAUACUUCGUCAUCGAGGAUUGCCAGGAGCUUUGCGAUUUCUACAACAAACUAGUCGAGAAAGUGGCGGAAUUCAGUUUCCUCUUGCAACCAGACGGUAAUACGAGUCUGAAUCCUGCUGUGGACUGCCAUCCUUACAAAGGAUCGCGGAAAAUCUUUACCCAAGAAGCCGCGUCCCGAAUUCAGACACUCUUCCAGAGUGAGAUAGAGAAGCGUGUUAAUCUUGAUAAAGCAGAAGCAGACACAUGGGUAUUUCCACUAGUACAAAUGGGCCAAUUGAACAUCUGUCAUGACAGCGAAGUAACAUUGAAGCUACUGCAAGUAGCUCCAGCAGGAGCGACACUCAAACUGGCAACCGGUUACUUCAAUCUGACUUCUGAAUAUAGUCGAGCUAUACUCGGGGAUAGUCGAGCGACAUGCCACUUUUUGACAGCACAUCCCACUGCCAAUGGCUUCUUCAAUGCUAGAGGAAUCGCCGGAGGAAUUCCAGCGGCGUAUACCAGGAUAGAAGAAUCCUUCUUCAACCUGUGCGAGAGGAUGGCACAACAGAGAAGGAUAAGAUUAUGGGAGUUCAUGAAACCAGGAUGGACGUAUCACGCCAAGGGUCUCUGGUACAUCUUGCCGGGUCAGCAGAAACCCUCGUUGACUCUCAUAGGCUCGCCAAACUUUGGUUACAGAUCGGUGAACAGGGACCUCGAGACACAGAUAGCUGUUGUGACGAAGAACGAAAAGCUGCAAGAUGCGCUGCACGAGGAGCAGACGCGAUUGUUCUCCUGCGCUAAGCCCGUCACGAGGAAGACUUUUUCACAACAGGACAGAAUACCGCCGGCUUGGGUGUGCGCGAUUGUGCUCUUCUUCCGCUAUUACUUCUGAAAGCUGGGAAAACAUAACAUGCCGCGGAACACAUUUUCGCAUUCUAGAUUUAUUUAAUUUUAUUCAUCGCGACGCGUUACGAACAAGAUAACGAAUAAAAGAUUCAACGUUA
Molecule: messenger RNA, 1775 nt
Organism: Ooceraea biroi (clonal raider ant)
Lineage: Eukaryota; Metazoa; Arthropoda; Insecta; Hymenoptera; Formicidae
Gene: PGS1
Product: Phosphatidylglycerophosphate synthase 1
Biological process (GO): cardiolipin biosynthetic process
Cellular component (GO): mitochondrion
Molecular function (GO): CDP-diacylglycerol-glycerol-3-phosphate 3-phosphatidyltransferase activity
Source: RefSeq, a predicted model, not a curated record